Messenger RNA from Closterium sp. NIES-65, 1224 nucleotides. NCBI's taxonomy places the organism in Eukaryota, Viridiplantae, Streptophyta, Zygnematophyceae, Desmidiales, Closteriaceae. The record is from the annotation of a GenBank genome assembly.
AUGGGUGAAGAAGAAGAUCGGCAUGGGGGUGGCCACCUUCACGCUGAAAUCGUCUCAUGGGUGAAGAAGAAGAUCGGCAUGGGGGUGGCCACCUUCACUGCAGCCGACGUCGCCAAAGCGGCUCCUCUCAUCGAAUCCUCCGCGGCGGUUACCGUUGGCUUUUUCGCUUCUUCCGAUGCACCAGAGGCUGUUGCGUUUAACGAAGCAGCCAAGGAGACGGACGGCGUGGAGUUCGUGCUGACGACUGACGCCGACGUCGCUGCUGCGUUCGGCCUUGGCAAGGACAAGAAGCCCGCCGUUGCGAGUGUUAAGAAGGAAGAGGAGAAAUUCGUCGUCUUCGACGGCGAGUAUACCAAAGAGGCCAUUGCCGCGUUUGUGACAGCCAACAAGCUGCCGCUGCUCAUCACCUUUUCUGAGGAGACCUCGGCCAGCAUCUUCGCAGGGGAUAUCAAGAAGCAGGUGAUGCUGUUCGCCCCGCACGAGGACUACCUCAAGGUCGAGCCGGCCGUGGCGGCAGCAGCGAAGCAGUUCAAGGGCGAGCUGGUGUUUGUGUUUGUCAACGGGUCGGACUCGGAGUCGCAGCCAGUGCACGAGUACUUCGGCACGGACCCCAAGGAGACCUCGGUGAUGGGCUUCUUUAUGGGGGAUGAAGAGGACCCCGCGUCCACAGCUGGGGGGCUCAAGUACCGCAUGAAGGAGGCGAUCACUGAGGCCAGCAUCAAGGAAUUCGCCAAGAGCUUCAUUGCUGGGGAUCUGAAGCCCUUUUACAAGUCCGAGCCUGCUCCUGAGAAGAACGACGGUCCAGUGACUGUGGUGGUGGGCGAUACUUUCGAGGAGAUUGUGCUGGACGAGAGCAAGGACGUGCUGGUGGAGGUGUACGCCCCCUGGUGCGGCCACUGCAAGUCGCUCGAGCCCACCUACAAGAAGCUGGGGAAGCGAUUCGCGUCGGUGGACUCUGUUGUGAUUGCCAAGAUGGACGGCACGGCCAACGAGUACCCUGGGCUGGAGGUUGAGGGCUUCCCAACCAUCUUCUUCUAUCCGGCAAAAAAGAAAUCCGACCCAGUGAAAGUGCAAGCCACGAAGCUGAAGCAGUUCAUCAAGGUGAUUGUUGAGAACGCUGCAAUCAAGUUUGAACUGCCCGCCAAGGAGAAGGAAUCAGCAGCAGCAGCUGACGCAGAGGCAACUACUGAUGCUCCUGGGGAAGAUGUGAAGGACGAGCUAUGA